AUGGCAGAUGCGGACGGUGCCGAGUACCGCUGCUUCGUCGGCAGCCUGUCCUGGAACACCGACGACCGCGGCCUCGAGGCUGCUUUCAGCUCCUUCGGCGAGAUCCUCGACGCCAAGAUCAUCAACGAUCGCGAGACGGGGAGGUCCCGCGGCUUCGGGUUCGUCAGCUUCUCCAGCGAGCAGGCGAUGCAGGACGCCAUCGAGGGGAUGAACGGUAAGGAGCUCGAUGGUCGCAGCAUCGUCGUCAACGAGGCCCAGUCCCGCGGGUACGGCGGCGGGGGUGGCGGCAGGUACGGUGGCGGCGGUGGCGGAGGCGGUGGCAGGUACGGCGGUGGUGGCGGGUAUGGCCAGCGCCGCGACGAUGGCUACGGGGAUGACGGCUACGGCGGUGGCCGCGGUUACGGAGGCGGACGCUACGGCGGUGGCAGGGGGUACGGCGGGCGGCGUGACGGCGGCUACGGCCGCGGAGGCAACUCCGACGGAUACUGA
Triticum turgidum subsp. durum (durum wheat) is the source of this 489-nucleotide messenger RNA. The record is from the annotation of a GenBank genome assembly. Lineage: Eukaryota; Viridiplantae; Streptophyta; Magnoliopsida; Poales; Poaceae.